Messenger RNA from Closterium sp. NIES-67, 2183 nucleotides. NCBI's taxonomy places the organism in Eukaryota, Viridiplantae, Streptophyta, Zygnematophyceae, Desmidiales, Closteriaceae. The record is from the annotation of a GenBank genome assembly.
GGAAAUGCGCCGAUGGCUGGCCAUCUCAGUUGAGCCGUUCUUUUCUUGAUGCCUUGUGCCCGUAGCCCUCUUCAUACCCGACCCGUUCCGGGCCACGGCUUGCCAGAACGAAGGCCCAGGUUCGCGGAGUAGGAUACAAGCUAACGGGUCUGAUAAUCAGCUUGCCUACACGGAAUGCUGGUUAUUUAUUAGGCUUUGACAUUCGGCCGAAACGACGAGGCAUUUAGACUUAGUGGUCUUGGCAUGACGGAGCGAACCGCUCUGAUAAACAGCAUGGGGACAGAUGGCGCGGACAGCAAGGACCAGGCCGAGGGUCAAGUGCACGUUCCAGAGGAGCGAGGGUGGAGUAAAUUCUGGGCGUACGUAGGGCCGGGGUUCCUCGUCGCCAUCGCUUACAUCGACCCCGCCAAUUUUGAAAGCGACCUCAAGGCAGGAGCAGCCUACCAAUACUCGCUUCUGUGGGUUCUUCUGCUGGCGUCGCUAGCUGGCCUCCUCAUACAAUCACUGUCAGCCAACCUCGGUAUAGUCACAGGCAAGCACCUGGCGCAGCACUGCAAGGCGGAGUAUCCCCGGGCUGUCAACCUGGCGCUGUGGGUGAUAGCUGAGAUAGAGAUCAUCGCCAGCGACAUCCCAGAGGUGAUAGGCACGGCGUUCGCACUGAACAUGCUGUUUGGCAUUCGCCUGUGGGCGGGCGUCCUCAUCACCGGCCUCAGCACACUGCUCUUCCUCGGCCUCCAGCGCUUCGGGGUGCGCAACCUGGAGGUGUUCAUAGCGCUGCUGGUGAUGGUGAUAGCGUGCUGCUUCUUCAUAGAGAUGGGGCGCGCGCCAGUGGACGGCGUGGCCGUGCUGGAGGGCAUGUUCGUGCCCACCAUUCAGGACCUGGGCGCGCUCGCCAUCGCCAUCUCGCUCAUCGGCGCACUAGUCAUGCCCCACAAACCUGUUUCUGCACUCCGCCCUUGUGCUCAGUCGCAAGCACCAGCGCACAAGUGCUGGCAUCAAGGACGGCUGCUUCUACUCUCUCCUGGAGGUGGCAGCGGCGCUCAUCAUCAGCUUCGCCAUCAAUGUGGCAGUCAUCUGCGUGGGCGGCGCCGUCUGCUCCUCUCCGGACCUCUCCCCGGACGUGCAGGCGAGCUGCAGCGACAUCAGCCUCAGCAACGCCUACUUCCUGCUGCGCGACGUGCUCGGCUCGUGGGCGUCCACGCUGUUCGGCAUCGCGCUGCUGGCGUCCGGGCAGAGCUCGACGAUCACGGGCACGUAUGCGGGGCAGUACGUGAUGCAGGGCUUCCUCGACCUGCACCUCGCGUCCUGGCUCAGGAACCUUCUCACCCGCCUCGUCGCCAUCGUGCCGUCGCUGGCUGUGGCCAUCGUGGCGGGGGCCCAGGGCGCGGGGAACCUCAUCAUUGCAUCCUCGAUCAUCCUGUCGUUCGGGCUGCCCUACGCCACUCAUCCCGCUCCUUAAGUUCACCAGCAGCCCCGUCAAAAUGGGGCCCUUCACCAACCACGCCACUGUCACUGUAGCGGCGUACAUAAUCGGCACUGUAGUUAUCGCAGUUAAUUGUGUGCUGGUGGUGCAAGCCUGUGUGGAGUAACCUGGUCUCGGACAACCUCCCCCAAUCCAUCCAAAUCCCCCUUGGGAUUGCCAUAGCCCUCAUUCUCCUCAUCUACGUCGUCUCCCUCGCUCUGCUGGCGCGGCGGCCGGUUACAGAAGUAACCUACAUAUCGGCCAAUGAGGAGUCGAGUGCUGAGCUGGAUGCUUAUUUGGGCUCUCCACCUCACGACUAUGCUCGUGGCAUGGACGAUGGGGGAGAGGAGGGUGGAGAGGGAAGGAGUGAGGGGGAAAGAGAGCGGGGGGAGAGGAAGGGAGAGAGGCGGAGAGGGAGGGGGGGUCGAUAGAGAUGACGAAUGGGGUGAUGCAUGGUAAAGCUGGGGACGUGGAGGGGGGUGAAGGGGUGGAGCAAGUAGAGAAGGUUGAGGUGAGGGAGGGUAUGCAAGAGGAGUUGCUAGAAGUGGGGCACAUGGAUAGCUCCUCGCUUGCCCAAAAAACGUGACCAGGCCGCUAUUGCACUGGAAUUCGUUUUAAAUGCUACAGCCCAUGUACUGUGCCUGGCGCUGUUAUGGUUAUGGGGGAUAUUGUAUGAAAAAAUGCUGUCUUGAGUGAUGUUUACAUGCAGGUGAUUUUCAUA